This is a messenger RNA of Hyphopichia burtonii NRRL Y-1933, 594 nucleotides long. RefSeq lists its product as uncharacterized. The coding region runs from base 1 to 594 and encodes 197 amino acids. Lineage: Eukaryota; Fungi; Ascomycota; Pichiomycetes; Serinales; Debaryomycetaceae. The transcript is spliced from 2 exons. The record is from RefSeq and is a predicted model, not a curated record.
AUGAGUGGGUUGUCUAGCAGAGUCAUGAACAUGAAGUUCAUGCAACCGGACAGUGGUAGCAACUCGAAGUCGCCGGAACCUCACGAUCAAGCAAAGGUGAAAGACGCAUCUGAAUGGGGAUUACCAAAUUCCUCAAAGAUAAAAGCCAAAUUGAAAUCAAACAGGGUUGUUGAAUCGGUGGGCUAUUCCGGAAUCAAUUCUUUUGGUAGGGAAAGUUUUGCCAACGGUGAUGAGCCUGAACUGGACUCUACGCCAGUCAACCUCGGGAGAAGAACUUUUGGGAACGACAAAAAUGACAAGAAAGAAUCGCUGUUGGAUGUAGAUGAUAUAAAAGAAACUCAGAAAAAGAAUAAACCAAAGGAAGCAAAAAAAAUGACAAAAUUGGACCCAAAGAAAGCUUCUGGUAAUGAAAAACCUAUAGAAGAGCCUGAAUUGGGGACAAAAGCAUUCUUAGAAUCAUUAUUAAAUAAACCAGCUUCUGAUUCUAAUAAAACUGAUGCAAAGGCUCCCUCGAAUAAGAGGAAAUCGGACAACCAAGAAGAUUAUAAACCUGAAAUCAAAAACAAACGUAAAAGAUUCAGUAAUUUCAAAUAG